UACUGACGUAUUUCUAGUUACAUUCAUCCAUGUCAUUUGUUUGUGAUUAGUGUGAUUUCUGUUUACAUCUUGUGUUUUACAAUUAACAUCAAUUUAUUUUGAGUUUUGAGUCUUUACAAUAAAGUUUUAAAAAUAAAAAAAUAAAAAUGGCAGGAGAAGUAGUUGUAGACGCUUUACCAUAUAUUGAUCAAGGUUACGAUGAUCCCGGAGUUCGCGAAGCGGCUCUAGGUAUGGUAGAAGAAGAAUGUAGAAGAUAUAGGCCAACAAAAAAUUACUUGGAAAAUGCGGGUCCCGAACUGAGUACAGCAUUUGAAACAACAGCUCUGCAGCGAGAAAUGGAGCGUGUACAGCAGCGACUACCAAUGGAGCCGCUGUCCAUGAAAAGAUAUGAGUUGCCACCACCUCCGGCUGGGCGUCUCGGUGAGCCAGCGGCCUGGUCCGAGUCAGUGGACAACUCACACGCACAAUUGUCUCACCAAGCGACUAGAGUAUUAAAUCUGGAGCUGCAGCUACAAUAUGGGUCUGAAGCUUGGAGGUCAUAUUUGAAUACACUACAGGCGUUGGUCACCAGGUCGCAAAAUAUUCACACACAGUUAAGGAAGCAAAUAGCGUCAGUGAACUGGGAGCGCAAGCGGUCGCAGACGGCGAGCGGCGCACGGCUGCGGGCGCUGCGGCGGCGCUGGGCGCAGCUCGUGUCCGACAACUACCGCCUCGAGAGGGCCGUCAUGCAGCUGGAGGGGCAGCUGCACAAGGCAAGGGGUCAAGCAUCAGCUGGUGAUGAUGAGCCGGCAGACUUGGAAGCAGUCAAGAUGUUACCAGAUAAGCUCAAUUCGGAAACAGAGAAGGAGGUGCAGAAGAAGAUUGAAGACAUGUUUGCAGAUUAGUCAUUAUAUAUAGGGACUUUAGUGUCUAUGGUGGAAUUUAACAUCUUUGAUUGUUUAUGUAACAAUCUGGUAAUAAAAAUAUUGGUUUGAACAAAUCAAGUUAGAAUAAAAUUCAAUGUAAA
Molecule: messenger RNA, 1006 nt
Organism: Galleria mellonella (greater wax moth)
Lineage: Eukaryota; Metazoa; Arthropoda; Insecta; Lepidoptera; Pyralidae
Gene: BCAS2
Product: pre-mRNA-splicing factor SPF27
Exons: 5
Coding region: 147-884 (245 amino acids)
Biological process (GO): mRNA processing
Cellular component (GO): precatalytic spliceosome; Prp19 complex; catalytic step 2 spliceosome
Source: RefSeq, a predicted model, not a curated record